Molecule: messenger RNA, 348 nt
Organism: Prorocentrum cordatum
Lineage: Eukaryota; Dinophyceae; Prorocentrales; Prorocentraceae
Source: the annotation of a GenBank genome assembly
CAGCCCUGGCUCCAGGGGCGGGCGGCCUCUUGCCGGGCCCGCGGCCUUGAUCGGCCGGCACCCGCGCGGCUUGCCGACUGGAUGCCGCUGCUGACGCUGUACGUCGGCCCCGGCUGCAGUCUCUGCCGAUCCGCGCGCUUCUGGCUCCGACGCCUGGCCAAUCGAGUGCCGGGGACGCGCUUGCAGGAGGUCGAUGUGACCACGCGGGAGGCCCUGCUGCAGGCCUACGGGCACCAGCUCCCGGUGGUGUGCGUGGACGGCGAGGAGGUCUCGCUGCUCCGGUUGGACACCCCCGCCAUCCGGGAGGCCCUCGAGGCCGCUGUCGCCACCGCUCCGGCGCCCGAGUGA